AUGUUGUCCAGAGCUUUCAAUCGUUCGGUCAUUCGGUCCCGUCGUGCAAAAAGACCUGCUGCGUCAGUACUAAAGUACCACGUCGGACUGCACCCCACGCAGCAUCCAUCAAGUGAUGCCAUAGUCAAGCAGAAACAGCAGCUGCGCACCCAAGGCGGCGUCAUUCCGCAAAGUCUCAAUACGCCCGUGUUCCAAGUCUUUGGGAGCAACACGGACGUUGGUAAGACAGUCGUGUCUGCUGGAAUCUGUCGAGGUGCAGCUUCUUUGCUCGCCCAAUGCACUGACGGUGCGGGUCAUGUCGCGUACAUUAAACCGCUACAGACGGGGAUCGAUGCCGUCCAUUCGAAAGUCCAAGGGGACGCGUCGUUCGUGGAGAAAUACACACAAAACCCAUCAACGAGUGCAAUGCAACGUCCAGUCAUUUGUUCGACGCUGGUCUCCUGGCGAACGCCCGUGUCGCCGCAUCUGGCUGCCCAAUUGGAGGGAUCCUCAAUCUCGGAUGAAAAGCUGCUGGAACUGCUGGUGGAUAAGCUUCAGACCCUUGGAAAACAUGAUGAUGAAAAUGGGGCUGGAGGUAGUCUGGUGCUGGUGGAGACGGCUGGCGGAGUGUGCAGUCCCACUGCAUCGAUGCGGUUCCAAGUAGAUGUUUAUCGAGCUCUCCGUCUUCCAGUUGUGCUGGUGGGCGAUGGCAAGUUGGGCGGUAUUUCUACCACCAUGUCCGCACUUGAGUCGCUGCUGAUUCGUGGCUAUGACAUCGCUGCGAUCUGUCUCAUUGAACAGGAUGAUCUGGAUAAUGCAGCAGCACUGGAGCCACGGACGAGCGAGCUUGGUAUCCCAAUUUUUACAAUGCAGGCUGUGCCGUCAAUGCCAGAGCCACUGGAUCAGUGGUACUUGGCACACGACGCUGUCUUUGCCGAUGCGACCAAGAGUCUAAAGACAUUUCACACCACUCGUCUUGAGCGCUUCAAGCACAUGGAAGAACGGGCAGAAAAAGUGUUUUGGUGGCCUUUUACGCAGCACAAGCAGGCUGGAACGCUGUCGAUUAUUGACUCGGCGCAUGGCGACGAGUUUAGUGUGUACCGCUCGGACAGUAACACGGUCACACCGCUCUUUGAUGCGUGCGCAAGCUGGUGGACGCAGGGUGUCGGACACGGCAAUUCAAAGAUGGCUACCGCUUUGGCAUACGCGGCAGGCCGAUACGGCCACGUGAUGUUUCCUGAGAACGCACACGAACCUGCUUUGCAACUUAGUGAAAAGCUGCUUGCAUCGGUUGGCAAAGGCUGGGCCUCACGAGUGUACUACUCGGACGACGGGUCGACUGCUGUGGAAGUUGCUCUGAAGAUGGCAUUCCGGAAGUAUGUGCUCGACCAUAACCUGGACUACAGCCAGUUCGCAUCGGAUCAAGCGAUGCGAUCCAAGAUGGUUACACUCGCACAGGCUAAUUGCUAUCAUGGUGAUACGCUUGGCGUGAUGAAUGUUGCGGAGAAGAGCGUCUUUAAUGAGAUGCAGCAUCCGUGGUACCGACCCGAAGGCGUCUUUUUGAAAGUCCCGACGGUAGCGCUGCAUAAUGGCUCGUACGCUAUCUCAAUCGACCCAGAAAUUACUGGUAAAGAGAAGGCUGAGGAACCGCUGCCUUCUUUUAAUGCCGUCUUUGAAGCUUCGCGUGACCAAAGUCCGUUGGCGGAUGUUUAUCGCAAGUACGUAGCACACAUGAUCGAUCACACUGAAGAGAAGGGAGUGCGUGUGGGAUCUGCGCUUAUUGAGCCUGUCCUUAUGGGCUCAGGUGGUAUGUUCCUGGUGGAUCCGCUGUACCAGCGCGUGCUCGUGCAGGAAUGUCGUGCUCGUCAGAUCCCAGUGAUUUACGACGAAGUGUUUUCAGGUUGGUGGCGUCUAGGAGUGGAGUCAGCGCGCGAUCUGCUCGGCAUUGAUCCGGACAUCGCAUGCUAUGCAAAGCUAUUGACUGGCGGUGUAGUCCCGAUGGCUGCUACGCUUGCAUCGGAGGAGGUCUUCAACACGUUUUACGCGGACUCAAAAGGUGAGGCAUUACUGCACGGCCACUCGUUCACGGCUUACCCUAUCGGUUGCGCUGCGGCCGUGACCGCUUUGGACAUGUACCAGAUUCUCAACGAUGCGAGUGUCCCCACUAAAGAUGCCGCUAUCCGAACGUACUGGGACAUUGACGUUCUUACUGAGCUGUCCACUAGACCGUACAUCAAGCGCACGUUUGCGAUCGGGACGGUAGCCUGUGUGGAAUUGGCCGUAAAGAACGCCGGUUAUGCAUCGACUGAAGCUGCCGAGCUCAUCCAAGUCUUGCGCAAGAAUGGCGUAUACGCUCGUUCCCUGGGCAACGUGCUGUACCUGAUGUGCUCCCCCCUUACAACGCAAGAAGACUGCAACAAGUAUCUGACAACAUUCAUGCAGCAGAUGGAGCUCUUGCAAGCUAAGAAGUAA
Messenger RNA from Peronospora matthiolae, 2451 nucleotides. NCBI's taxonomy places the organism in Eukaryota, Oomycota, Peronosporomycetes, Peronosporales, Peronosporaceae. The record is from the annotation of a GenBank genome assembly.